AUGCCGGGCACCCCAGUUAAGAGCUGGAUUAAACCCCCGUUGGAUUCAGACAUGCAACUCAGCCCGGCUUGCAGUCCAUCUGACUCCGGACGUACCAGGAAUUCAAAAGCACGUACAGGCUUUUCGAUUGUCUCCACCUCUGGUCUUGUGCACAAAAGACGGUCUACAUCAAAACCACCUAACGAUCUGAAGAAUGAAACAGCUGACCUCCCGAAAACCGCCACGAAGCGAAUUCUCUCCAAGAUUCCUAUCCCGCAAAGCCAUGAGAACAUCUACACUGUUCCCAAUAUUCUCACCUUUUCCCGGCUAGUGGCAGCCCCUGUAGUGGGAUACUUACUGGUCCAUGACUACCAUGCAGCGGCCCUCUCGCUGUUUGCCUAUGCAGGCGUUACAGAUUUGGUCGACGGCUAUAUUGCCCGACGGUACAAUCUGCAGACAGUGGUGGGCACUAUCAUCGAUCCAAUGGCUGACAAGCUGCUCAUGACGAUCGGAGUGGCCUGCUUGGCGGUUAACGGAUCUCUUCCUGUUUGGCUAGCGGUGAUUAUUCUUGGGCGUGAUGUAGGUCUGGCCAUCUCCGCUAUCUACUACCGAUGGAUUUCACUGCCGCCGCCCAAGACUAUGGCGCGGUAUUGGGACUUCUCGCUCCCGUCGGCAGAGGUCAAGCCGACGGAAAUCUCCAAGAUCAAUACGGCACUGCAAUUGGUGUUGGUCGGAAGUGCGAUCGCUUUGCCUGUAGUGCCUGAGGCAAUAAUCAGUGCGUGGCAUUUGAGUGAGGCCAUGACUGGAUUCCAGUAUCUAGUAGCAGGGACUACGAUCUGGUCCGGCCUAAGUUAUGUCUUCUCCAAGAAUGCAGUGAAGAUUCUGACCAAAGAGGAGGUGCAGAAGCGAAUUGCACAGGCUGGAGCUAAGCGUCCCCCUCAAUGA
Molecule: messenger RNA, 924 nt
Organism: Penicillium macrosclerotiorum
Lineage: Eukaryota; Fungi; Ascomycota; Eurotiomycetes; Eurotiales; Aspergillaceae
Product: cardiolipin synthase
Exons: 5
Coding region: 1-924 (307 amino acids)
Biological process (GO): cardiolipin biosynthetic process
Cellular component (GO): mitochondrion; membrane
Molecular function (GO): cardiolipin synthase activity
Source: RefSeq, a predicted model, not a curated record